This is a messenger RNA of Guillardia theta CCMP2712, 1320 nucleotides long. RefSeq lists its product as hypothetical. Bases 1 to 1320 code for a protein of 439 amino acids. The record is from RefSeq and is a predicted model, not a curated record. The transcript has a single exon. NCBI's taxonomy places the organism in Eukaryota, Cryptophyceae, Pyrenomonadales, Geminigeraceae.
AUGUUGUUUUGCAAGCAUGCACGAGUGUUUCUGUCUGUGCUCUUCUUGGUCCUUUUUCCUGGAGAAAAGAGGAAACGGGACGAGGUGGAUGAUGAUGAUGAUGACGAGCAUUCCGAUGCGAGUGUGAGCCAGUCAGAGAGUGAGGGAUGUGACUCUUCGGAUGACUUUGAUGAUCCUGAUGACAUUGAGAGUGACGAGAAGUGGUUCUCUGGAGAGAGGAAGAGAGUUGACAGCAAGGUACUGCCUGAUAGUGACGAGGAGCCUGAAUGGAAGUCUAAGGAUAAGGCUGCGGAGAAGGCUGAGAAGUGGGCUGUUUGUCACAUGGAUAUGAACUUUAGUCGAAAGCUGAUGAUCAAGGGAUACAAAAUCAAGUUCGAUGACCAUGAUGCCUGUUAUUCAUCCGUUGAGAAGGAUUUGCGAAGUCUUGUUGCUGAUAUUCCAAAAGAGACGAAGGAGAGGAUUGAGGGUUCGAUGACUCCGAGAAUGAAAGAGACGUGGAGUUUCUUGCCUCUUGUCUGCUUGAGUUAUUUUUGGGACUGGCAAAAGGAAUCUGUGAAGAGUCAUGUACCUGUGGACAAUCUUUGUAUGAAGAGUUUGUUUCGUGCUAUCUUCUUCAAUUCUGAAUGUGGAUUCGGGAAAUUUCUGAUUCAUUUCAACUUCCUUCCGUAUCUGUUGAGUUUUCACCAGCGAUGCAUGGUCAAUUCCGGUCUUUCUGAUAGUGUCGUUUUCGAUGAUAUGGUUCGUUUUUCGUAUCGUUUGGCCGAUGACGGGUAUGAGUUUUUGCAAGGAAGCAGGUACCUGUGUUCAUUCUUGUACGUUGAAAGGUGCUUCAAUUAUAUCUUCAAUUACAAGAAGCCUUCAAUCAGCUAUGAUUCGUGUGUUAAUUCAUCGGAAGUCGAUAAAGAGGUUUCAUCAAUGUUGUAUCUUCCGACUGUAAAGGAUCUUAUGAAUCGUGUCCGGCGGUCUGUUGUUGCUGCCAGAUUUGACCAGUACUGUGGCUUGAUUCUUCUUUUGCUUUCCAUGCCUGGAAUGUUCGAAGUUUUCCGUGAGGACUCCAAUCAAUUGACUUCAUUUAAGCGAUUUCUGAAAACUUAUCUGAUUGAAGGACGAAAUGUUGGAGAGGAUGAAGCGGUGAAGAGAGUUGACGAGAUCGUUGAUGACAUUCUGAACAGGAGAUACUCUGAUCAUGACUUUAUCUCAGUUGCUCAAGGUCUUGUUGAACACUUGUUUAUCAGACCUUUCACGCGCGGAGUGCUCUUCAAGUUGUCUUCUGCUCGCCAGUCUCGUCUCGAGGGCUUCUUGAUGCAAUCUGGUCCUUAG